AAAGGCAAUCGCUGAAAGUUCUUCCGUAAUCGAAUAAGUUCAUAGGUGUGGAAAUUUAUAUAUUUUUUUGUUUUGCGAAAACUACAAUAUGUAUAUUUGUGAAAUUUUUCAAGUGAAGUUAGAACAAAAAUCGCUUAUGUGACUGCUAAUAAAGCAUAAGAAUCAAGGGAUUACUCUAAAUUGACAAAGGAGUCAACAAAGGACUGAAAAUUAAGCCGCAAGACGUUUAUUUUUAGCUUCAGUAUAAACGGCCUCCAUUAAGGAUUAGUACGACACCCGAAGAAUUGAAGAAUUGAAUCGAAAUAAAAAAGAAAUAAAUAUUCUACUAAAAAAAAUCUAUCUUAACAACAUAGAUAGUUCUCAUACAUAUAGACUACGAAUUAAAACCAGCCAACGACAUCAGCAAAAUGCAGGACUCGCCCGAUGCCAAGAAGCCUUGUAAGGGUAUAUUGAAGAAUUCUAGCAGUUUUGAUAAGCCUGGCGCCGCCAGUUACCGCAAAAGUGCGAAAUUUGAUGAACUGAAUGUGUUGCAAACCUACCAUCCACUUGAUAAGGAUUAUGGUCAUAUGAAAAUUGAUGAGCCAAAAACGCCAUACAACUACGUUAUUCCAGAUAUAGCGCACACAGAUACUUUGGACGCAAAUUUACUAGCAGAAAAAUUACGUAUCGCAGCAAGCACACAAUCGCCUUCAUUUGGUUCUGAGGAGCUUUCUGAUGAAGAAAACAUUGAUGAAACACCUGAAGAAAAAGUUCGUCGGCUUGAAUUCGAACGCCGCCGUAAGGCGCAUUACAAUGAAUUCGAAGCCGUUAGACUAGCGCGUAAACUAAUUGAAGAAGAGCUGGAUGAUGAGGACGACGAGCACGAUAUUUCAUCUACCAGUGAAGAUGUUAAAUCGGCUAUUUCUGUUGAAAAAUCUAACGAGGAAAGAAUUGAACCAGAGAGUGAAAAUACAGAAAAGAAAACUAAGAAAGAAAAAGCCUUGGCUGAAGAACAGACACGUACCACAGAGGACGAUUCAGAGAUUGAUUCUCGUGUAAGCAUUCAGCCAUCAACAAGCAAUAUGGAUGUGGAUGCGCAAUUGCAACCCUCACAUCCUUGCUACGGAAGAGAUUAGUAAACUCAAAUAUGAACAAACAAAAACAUACCUUCAUGCAGUAAUAUAAUCAUUGCUUGUAGGGGCAUUAUCUAAACAAUUAACAAAUAAAUCAACGAUAAAAGUAACAUGCCGUGAUCGCUACCCUAAUAUUACAUAAAAUUUUGACGAAAAAAAAUACAUACUAACACAAAAAAUUGUACUCAGAGAAGCGCCAUUUCGUUUAUCUAUAAAGAAAAAAAAAAAACAAUAAAAUUGCAAUCAUUUAGAAAGUUAUUGUACCAGUUUGCAUUACUAAGUUUUUCAAUAAAUUUGCGUUUUUGAGCACACUUAUGCUAUUAUAUGCAUACAUCAAAUUAAAGUACAUAUUCAUUUAUGUAUGGAUAUAAAGGCUAUAGACUAAAAUUAGUAGUUAAUGGAGCGCAUAAUAAUUGAAAAGCAGUUCAGAUCUGUAAAUUUCUUUCAUUAAAUCAAACAGUUACUAAGGCAUAAUUAUCUUAUAACAUGGUCGUGACUAUGGAAUGGAGAGUUGUAGAUUUGAUGGUUCAGUGGUGGAUCUUAAAUAAUAAGGAAAAAAUCUUUAACAAAACACGAAAAUCUUAUGUCUUGAAUAUAGCUGGAAAUUACCUUUAUGUCAAAAGGCUCGCCGAUUUUGUUUAGCUGAAUAGUUAAAUAUUAUUUAAUAAAUUUUAUUAUCCAUUUUUGGCUUGAUUUUAAAUAAUCUACAGACAAAGGUUACUUUCUUAUUGCCAUCUUCACAAAAAUACUAAGGCAAUAAAGAGGCAACAUUUGUAAAGGCCAUCACAUACACUAUUUUAAACUGACAACAAAUCAAAUAAACAUUAGAUUUAAAAUAAUUUAUCAAUAAAAAAUCGAGCAAAUUUGGAUUUUAAUAUUAAAUAAAAAAAGACCAACAAAUUUGCGAUAGGAGUAUUCUCUGAAUCUUCCAAAGCGCUUGCACGGUUUGCAAAGCUGUCCCAUACGAAAACUGAUUUUUACCGUGCAAUCUGUGCGCCGUGCAAGAGCUUUGCAAAACUCAGAGAAUACCACUAAUGUAUUUUACAAAAAUUAAAUAUU
This is a messenger RNA of Rhagoletis zephyria (snowberry fruit fly), 2171 nucleotides long. It is a transcript of the gene I-2, whose product is annotated as protein phosphatase inhibitor-2. Gene Ontology annotation, biological process: regulation of signal transduction. The record is from RefSeq and is a predicted model, not a curated record. Gene Ontology annotation, molecular function: protein phosphatase inhibitor activity. Lineage: Eukaryota; Metazoa; Arthropoda; Insecta; Diptera; Tephritidae.